This is a messenger RNA of Trypanosoma grayi, 2286 nucleotides long. RefSeq lists its product as hypothetical. The transcript has a single exon. NCBI's taxonomy places the organism in Eukaryota, Euglenozoa, Kinetoplastea, Trypanosomatida, Trypanosomatidae. The record is from RefSeq and is a predicted model, not a curated record. The annotation marks the transcript as partial.
AUGCACCAGCCACCACUAGAGGAGGCUGAAGUCGCUGUCAGUGGUGCGCUUUGGACUUUCUACGACUCCCUGCGAUGCAGUGCCGAUGUGUUGGUGCGCACAUGUGGAGAGAUUACCAAAAUGGAGGAUGAAGCAAAUAGGAUUCUGGAACGAAAACCACCAGAAGUAACAACGACAGGGCCAUCAUCAUGGUCGUCGGAAGGGCUUCCUCUGCUGACGGCCCCGCUCUUCUUUGGAGCAGUCGCGAAGCUGAAGGGACUGCUUUGUCCAGCAAGGAGCCGCACGGAUUCUGUGGUUGAAGAGAAACAGGCGCUGAUGGAGCGUAUGCUCGUUCUGGUUAAGGCAAUCAGCUGGUUUUGCUUGGCCACGGCACGGCUGCAAGAGGGAUCGGUUGUUGAGUUGACCGCGCAAGGGGGAAGCGGCCGCUCCACACCACUGCUUCACCCACACCGCCGCCAAAACAGCACUAGUAAUGGGCGUGGUGAUGCCAGUGCCAACACUGAGAACCAGGAGAGAGAAACUCAGAUGGAGGAGCAAGCGUUUCCCGUCGCCGUGGAUGCGGUUGUGCGGCUCUCCACCUAUGGGGCGCCGCGACACGGCAAAGGUGGGGGAGUGAAAACCGACGGCACAGAGAUUCCUGCAGAAAUCUGCACAGAGGUGCGUUUGUCGGUUCUUCACUUGUUAACAGCGGUAUUGGUGCGGUUUCGGCAUGCCCCGUUCAACGCUGUGCGAUACCUCCCCGUGUUGUUCCCGGAGAUUGACGUCAGAGACCCACAAGCCAUACACCCGCUCCUAACCCCGCUGCUGUGGGACUGCGAUCAGGGCGUCCGCGCUGCUGCUGCCACUCUUGUUUCGGCGGUCUUGCACAAGCUGCAACAGAACCUCCAGUACGCGGAGGAACCGCAUCCGAAGCGGCAGUCCUUCUCCUCUAUGGCGUCGCAGAGCGGACGGGCGCUAGCGUCUCUACACGACGCACUGUUAUGGGCGUUGCAGCUACCAGAUAAAUCCACAAAGACGGGCGACAGUGCUGCUUCUGCCUCUGCUGCCGUUGUUGAUGAUGAUGUUCCCGCUGCCUCUUUCUUCUCCAAGGGCCUCGUUCUUUCGGUCUUUGGGGCACUUGUGACCUCGACACCGUACCGCCGCUGCCCCCACUCCUUGGAAGUGGUACAAGAGGCCUUUGAGCUGCCACUUUUGCGGGAAGCUCUUCUGAACGAUGCCUCGGAGGAGUUUGCACCUGCGGCGGCGUUUUUCAGCCAAGUGUUUAGGUCGGGUUGCCUUGCCGGGCUGGUGCAGUCUCAUCUUUCGCGUGAGAACGUCAAAGCCAUCGACAAGAGUCCAAGCGGCCCAAGACAUGACACUAAGGUUUGCUGCAUGAACAGCAGUGGCGGUGGAGCGGGGGUGGUGCUCCUUGAGGCACUGCUCACGCAUGCUUCACACCGUAUGGAGGUGUGGCGGUGCGUGAUGCAGCUGUCCCGCAUACACCCAUCAAUUGUAGGGACACACUUCACCGCUUUGAUGGAGGCCUCCCGCACAGUCCUACGCUCCUCGCAUGGUGCGACGGGCGACAACAAAGACGGCAACAACGGGUCUGUCAAGGACGCUGCGACGGCUUCGGGGGAUGUGUUAGGUGAGUGCCUGCGGGCGUGGCUGCACUUCAUGGGCUACGUGUGGCAAUCCUUCGACGGCCGCCCCGCGGACCCGGCGUUCCACCAGAACCACGCAGCCCACCGCGCCACGCUACUGCAGAAGCAGCAAAUCAUGACGGACCUCGUGCUGCCUGCUCUUGAGCUCACAUCUGGUGGCUGCUGUUUCUACGACGCUCAACGGGCGGCGCUGCGGUGUGUGGCGCAGGUGGGUGAUGAGUAUUUUUCUGCCCUUUCGGACGCCCAACGUGAGCAGAUCGUCGCGCAGGUGAUUUCCAACACGACGGCGCACGAGAGCAGCGUGCGGGCGGAGGCCCUCACAACGUUGGGCGUCUGGGCGUGGCAGUACACGGCCUUUGACGCGUGGCUGCCGGAGUUCGUCGACCGCGCCGUGCACGCGCUGUGUAACGACGCUGACGGUGCGGCACGUUUCAAGGCGGCCUUUGCGCUGUCGAACCUCACGUCGCGCCUUGAUGAGGAGGAGCGAGACGAGAGUUCGCUGCGGCGUUCACCGCAGCACAUGCAGCUGCUCUGCGACGUCGCGCUGCACGCGGCGCAGGCGCAGGAGGACGCGGCGGUCGUCGGUCACGGCAUCCGCAUGAUGAGCCACCUGCUGCGCAGCCUCGGCUUCGAGGAGCUCAUC